UCUUUUGUUUUGUUUUUUUUGCUUUAAUUAUUAUCACUGUAUUGCUCACAUUGAACGGCAGGCUAGAUAGUCCGAGGAACUACGGCGGCGCACGUGUUUCAGUGGGUAGUACUGCGGCUGUAUAAAAUAGGCGUGCCUGCAGCGGGGACAGCGGUUCACAUGCUGGCUUUUAAACAGUGCAAACGCGAGUCUCUCAGGCAGUGGAUUAUGUGGAGGCGUGUGUGUGACAGCCAACUUAACAGCUAUUUCGGAUUUUGAAUGCUUGCGGAACAGCCUUUUGGAAGUUUAAUCUAAAGUUUGGGGAAAUAUGGAUAACAAGGAGGAAUCAAACAGUUGUCCCUUCAGUGUGUUGACCUGGGAGCAGGUGAGCCGGCUCAAUGAAGUUCUGACCGAAGUCGUACCUGUUCAUGGACGGGGGAACUUUCCUACCUUGGAGGUGCAGCUGAAUGAUAUCGUGGCCCGGGUGCGCUCUCGCCUUGAACUCAGUGGCAUCAAGGUGAAAGACGUACGGCUCAAUGGCUCCACAGCCAGCCACGUGCUGGUGCAGGAUAUCGGCUGGAGCUACAAGGACCUGGAUGUCAUCUUCAGGGUGGACCUGCCACAUGAGGCUGAGUUUAAGCUCAUCAAAGAUGUUGUGCUGGGUACCCUGCUGGACUUCCUGCCUGAAGGUGUGAAUAAAGAGAAAAUUACACCGAUGACUCUCAAAGAGGUCUAUGUCCAGAAGCUGGUCAAGGUCAGCACAGAGCAGGACCGCUGGAGCCUCAUCUCACUCUCCAACAAUAAUGGCCGCAACGUGGAGCUGAAGUUUGUGGACUCGAUACGUCGACAGUUUGAGUUCAGUGUCGACUCCUUUCAGAUUGUGCUGGACUCCAUGCUCGCUUACUACAAGGUGGAGCAGAUGCCCAUGUCAGAGGCCUGCCAUCCUACCGUUAGUGGGGAGAGCAUGUACGGAGACUUCAACACGGCCCUGAGCCACCUGCGGGACAAGCUCAUCGCCACCAAGCGGCCCGAGGAGAUCCGAGGCGGAGGCCUGCUGAAGUACUGCAAUCUGCUGGUGAGGGACUUCCGGCCCGCCAGCGAGGAGGAAUUCAAGGGCCUGGAGCGAUACAUGUGUUCACGCUUCUUCAUUGACUUUCCCGACAUCGGAGAGCAGCAGCGCAAGGUGGAAUCCUACCUGCAUAGCCACUUUGUAGGCGAGGAGAAGAGCAAGUACGACUACCUCAUGAUUCUCCGGCGAGUGGUUAACGAGAGCACGGUGUGCCUCAUGGGUCAUGAGCGACGGCAGACCCUCCACCUCAUCUCGCUGAUGGCCUUCCGAGUCUUAGCGGAGCAGAAUGCGAUCCCGGACGCAUCCUGCGUCACCUGCUAUUAUCAGCCAGCGCCUUACGUCCGAGACCACAACUUCAGCAACUACUACGUGGCCAACCAGAACAUUCCAACGUGGCUGCCGUGUAACUGACAAGACAACAACUUGGCUGUGCAAGAUGGCGUCGCUACUGCUGCUGCUUUUGAGAAGAGAAGGAAUGAAUUUAAAAAAAAAAAAAAAUAAAAAAAAUUAGAGGCAAUAAAUUUGUUCCUCUCAAGGCACAAUUA
Messenger RNA from Archocentrus centrarchus (flier cichlid), 1593 nucleotides. RefSeq names its product terminal nucleotidyltransferase 5C (gene tent5c). Gene Ontology annotation, biological process: mRNA stabilization. Gene Ontology annotation, molecular function: RNA binding; poly(A) RNA polymerase activity. The transcript is spliced from 2 exons. The record is from RefSeq and is a predicted model, not a curated record. The coding region runs from base 308 to 1459 and encodes 383 amino acids. Lineage: Eukaryota; Metazoa; Chordata; Actinopteri; Cichliformes; Cichlidae.